Messenger RNA from Musa acuminata subsp. malaccensis (wild Malaysian banana), 1738 nucleotides. Its product is annotated as protein FEZ. Lineage: Eukaryota; Viridiplantae; Streptophyta; Magnoliopsida; Zingiberales; Musaceae. Gene Ontology annotation, biological process: regulation of DNA-templated transcription. Gene Ontology annotation, molecular function: DNA binding. The record is from RefSeq and is a predicted model, not a curated record.
GAUUGAACAUGGGAAUGUGAAGCUUCUAUUCUGUUGGGAAGUGUCCAGUCCUCUGACACUCUGUAGUAGACAUUGCAAGAUGAACUCACCUCGAAGCUUGCACUCUGCUUAAAGGAUGUGUAUGAACUCCAGGACAGGAGUUGCUGCAUAUAAUAUUAGAGGGACAGGUAAAGAUUGGCGAUCUCCAUAAGCAGCUACGCUUCGAGAUGCCCCGGCUAUGACCGCCUAAACAAGUGUUUCCACUUCCUUGGCAGUCGAUUUAAGCAGCUGGAUCAGUGUUUAUAAGAUCCGAAGAUACGCCGGAGAUGCGGAGAAGGCAGGCUUGAGAGGGAGCACAUGCGAGCGGCGAUCGAUCAGAAGAAGCUGUCGUUCUUCUGUCAGGCAAUAAAAAAAAGGUUGAGCCAAGAAGAUCCUGCCUUCUUCUUCCUCCGUAGUUAUGGAUGAGAGAAGUCACGAUAUGGAGAAGGGAGAUGAGGUGAUACUGCCGGGGUUUAGGUUUCAUCCCACCGAUGAAGAGCUGGUUAGCUUUUACCUGAAGAGGAAGGUGCAGCAGAGACCUCUUUCCAUCGAACUCAUCAGGCAACUCGACAUCUACAAGUAUGAUCCAUGGGAUCUUCCGAAGUUGGCCACGACGGGGGAGAAGGAAUGGUACUUCUACUGCCCGAGGGACAGGAAGUACAGGAACAGCACGAGGCCUAAUAGGGUUACAGGAGCAGGGUUUUGGAAGGCCACCGGCACCGACCGGCCUAUCUACUCCUCGGAAGGAUCCAAGUGCAUUGGCCUCAAGAAGUCUCUCGUGUUCUACAAGGGCAGAGCCGCAAAGGGCAUCAAGACGGACUGGAUGAUGCAUGAGUUCAGGCUUCCCUCCCUCACCGAUUCUUCUCUCUUCAAGCGACCCCUCGAUAAGAACAUUCCUGCAAAUGACUCAUGGGCAAUAUGUAGGAUCUUCAAGAAGACGAAUUCGGUGGCGCAAAGAGCACUGUCUCACUCGUGGGUGUCUCCCCAACCCGAGGCCACUGAGCCCGACUUGUUCUCCAUCUCACGAGCAGCACACAGCAUCCACUUCGGCUCCGAGAUGGUUUCGUGCAUCACAGAAGCUGGGUCUGCUCCAGCAAUACAAGUAGGUUGCAGCAGUCAGCAGCAGCAGCAGCAGCAGCACAACACCAUCAUCAGCUAUCCUCCACUGGACUUCUCCUGCUACAGGCCGAUCGAUCUGGGGCACUGCAGACCACCUCCCAGCGUCCAGAUGCCCACCAACUUCACGUUCUCUCCAGCCGAGAUGCAACUGACAUCCAAGUGCACCAUGGACGUGACAUCCAUGCUUCUCAACUUGUCGCCGGCGAUCCUAGGAGACGUCGAGAAAGCCUCCCACAUGGACUUCUUACAACAGCCGCAGCAGUGCAAUGAGUUCGCAGUCGACUUGCCGCCGCUGGAGACAAACGCCAACUUCAGGCACCAAGUGGAGGAAGUGCCCAUGAAGAAGAUGGUGAACGCAUGCGGUCUUAACAGCAACCGGUGGGGAGGCAGCCGGAAGAGUAGUGUGGACUUCCCCUUCGGCUUGCCAACAAUGUUCUCUGAUGAGUGGAAGCCAAACUUGCCAUUGAAUUCUUCAUCCUACCCUAGCGAGAUCUCCACAAGUUACUCCACAAACAAAUGUUAACCUAAAGGUAGGUAAUCAACAUCAUCUGCUAGCAUUGCUGUCAGCAUGAAAGGAGAGGGAGAAAGAGAGAGAGAGAGA